CAGUCGUGGGUCUACAUUCAACACUGGUAGUCGCCGCCGCAACGAAUGGAGGCUAACGGGUGGAAGACACAUCAUCAAGGAAUUGUUUCGCUAUCAACAUAGCUUCCCCCCCGAAAGCAAGGAGGAUUUUUUAAACCGAAAAUAUUUCACCGGACAGAAGAAACACUAUUUUUUUUUUAAAAGUCGAUUCGCUUCCCCUUCCCCGCCCGCCCCCGCCCCCCGAACAGAUCAAUUGCCUGUCAUUUAAAAAAAAAAGGGCGUGUGUGUGUGUGUGUGUGCGGGGUGAAGGCAGUUUUAACCAUUUAAUGUGGGUAUAUAUGGUGUUUUAGAUUUUUGUUUUUGUACACACACCGUCUUGGGGGUCUGAAGGACACACAGUCGAGGAUGGGAUGCACACUGAGCACGGAGGACAAGGCGGCGGUGGAGCGCAGCAAAAUGAUCGACAGGAAUCUGCGGGACGACGGGGAGAAGGCAGCCAGGGAGGUCAAGCUGCUGCUGCUCGGUGCCGGUGAAUCAGGGAAAAGUACGAUUGUCAAGCAGAUGAAGAUCAUCCACGAGGCGGGCUACUCAGAAGAGGAAUGUAAGCAGUACAAGGCUGUGGUCUACAGCAACACCAUCCAGUCCAUCAUCGCCAUCAUCAGAGCCAUGGGGCGCCUCAAGAUCGACUUUGGCGAUGCUGCAAGAGCUGACGACGCACGGCAGCUGUUUGUGCUGGCGGGCUCAGCGGAGGAAGGCUUCAUGACGGGAGAGCUGGCCGGUGUCAUUAAGCGGCUGUGGAAGGACGGAGGUGUACAAGCCUGCUUCAGCCGCUCCCGCGAAUAUCAGCUCAACGACUCGGCAGCAUACUACUUGAACGAUUUGGACAGGAUAUCCCAGGCCACCUACAUCCCAACUCAGCAGGAUGUCCUGAGGACCAGAGUCAAGACCACAGGCAUUGUGGAGACGCACUUCACAUUCAAGGACCUGCACUUCAAAAUGUUUGAUGUUGGCGGCCAGCGGUCUGAGAGGAAGAAGUGGAUCCAUUGCUUUGAGGGCGUGACCGCCAUCAUCUUCUGCGUGGCCCUCAGCGACUAUGAUCUGGUGCUGGCUGAGGACGAGGAGAUGAACCGGAUGCACGAGAGUAUGAAGCUGUUCGACAGCAUCUGCAACAACAAGUGGUUCACAGACACCUCCAUCAUCCUCUUCCUCAACAAGAAGGACCUGUUUGAGGAGAAGAUCAAGAAGAGUCCUCUCACCAUCUGCUACCCGGAAUAUGCUGGCUCCAACACGUACGAGGAAGCAGCUGCCUACAUUCAGUGUCAGUUCGAGGACCUGAACAAGAGGAAGGACACCAAGGAGAUUUACACCCACUUCACCUGCGCCACAGACACCAAGAAUGUGCAGUUCGUCUUUGACGCCGUCACCGACGUCAUCAUCAAGAACAACCUGAAAGACUGUGGUCUCUUCUGAGGACAAUGACAGUGAAGAUGACAACCUUUUUUUCUUGGCAGUGGAGCCAGUUUAUUGUGGCAUCUUUGGUGGGGAAGAUGAGAAGAGUCGGGAGGAUCAGUCACGGACCAGUGCUGUACUAUAUGCCACUUUUAACAGCUUUAUUUAUGUUUUUGUCUUGGAACAUUUAAAACUAGCGUUACAGCAUUUGUGUAGGAUGUUUGUAUCAUUGUAAAAGCGUCACCGCAAGACUUUUCUGCACAUUUUUAUUUAAAUUUACUUUGUAUUUUGUUUUUAAUUUUGAGAUUUAUGCUGUUCCUUCUGCCGCUGUCUCUGGAAAAGGAAACUUCGCUAUUGGUGGAAAAUGCUCCUUUUCUUCCUUCCCUACAACCAAAAGGGAAGAAAAGGGGUACAACAUUGAGUCCAGUUUGUUGGUACUUGUGCCUUCGCAUGCCUUUUAUUGCGGUCGUAGUCCCAAUGCUUGUUCUGUUGCCUGCUGAAUUGUUCUAAACAUUAAGAGGUAAACUGUUUUCAUAUGUUAGUGUCCAUGCUAUCUUCUAUGUGCACACCACUGAGCUAUCGGGAGGAGGAAGAUUUCCCUCUGGUCUAAAGGUACAUGGGUCUCCAUGGUGACCCACAUGUAGCCUCCACAGUCCCCUACCCACAUCCUCCCCCCACCCGCCAUGACAAUGGAAGGCCUACUGGCCGAUCACGCAGUACAAUACUGAGAUGUAUAUUGUUACAUUCACCCCAAAGAUCUGGGGUUCUGGUUUUUAAACAGUGUACAAAAUAUCCAUUCUUCCCAACCAUUCGGAAAAUGGUAAGUUGAGGCAUUGAGCUCAUAAUACACUCAAGUGUUUAAAGUACAAAGACCAGAGUAGGCACAUUUUAAUGUAUAUUUUAAUGUAUUUGGAGGAGAGUUUUGGGAGUUUUUGGUGUUAAGGAGAGGAAAAACUGAACCACAGAAAACAUGGUUGUAAAGGUGAGGAUGACGUCUGAAAUGUUUUAAGGUUCAGACAUCGUUCUUGGAUCCUGUCUAAUGAUGGUUUAAGAGUAGAGGCGCUGCUACAGGAUCCACGACGCCUUUCAUUCAGGUGAUGGAAACUUAAGAUGGUCAAGGAGCCUGGUCUGUGAUGUUAGAUCAGUACUACUUUGCCAAGAUGAGUGAUGAAUACGGUCCUGGGUCUGUUCAUAUAAGGAAACUGCCACAACUGUCAUUGUAUGUGUAUGUUCUCCACGGAUGGAGAAUCUUUGUAGACUCAUCUCCCUUAUUUUGCUAAUAAAAACCAUUUACAAACCA
This is a messenger RNA of Dicentrarchus labrax (European seabass), 2728 nucleotides long. It is a transcript of the gene gnai1, whose product is annotated as guanine nucleotide binding protein (G protein), alpha inhibiting activity polypeptide 1. Gene Ontology annotation, cellular component: heterotrimeric G-protein complex. Bases 385 to 1449 code for a protein of 354 amino acids. The record is from RefSeq and is a predicted model, not a curated record. Gene Ontology annotation, biological process: adenylate cyclase-modulating G protein-coupled receptor signaling pathway. Gene Ontology annotation, molecular function: G-protein beta/gamma-subunit complex binding; GTP binding; G protein-coupled serotonin receptor binding. The transcript has 9 exons. NCBI's taxonomy places the organism in Eukaryota, Metazoa, Chordata, Actinopteri, Moronidae.